UAGAAGGUUCUCUGCUUGAAGAACGUAUGGAGCAAUUCAAAGACAAACUAGAAGAAGGCAAAGUAUACAAACUGGAGUCUUUUAUGGUUGUUGAUCCUCGACCCAACUAUAGAGCAACAGAUCACUGCUAUAGGUUCCGAAUUUCACAAAACACAAAGAUAAAUGAAAUCCUGCCCGAGCCUGAAAAUUUCCCCCUGUAUGCAUAUGAUGCAAAAUCCUUUGAUGAUGUCCGCCCACGUGUGGACAAGCCGGAUAUCCUAUCAGAUGUUGUUGGAGUAGUUACGAUGGUUUCAGACGUUAUUCCAUCAAAAUCAGGGGAUCAAUCAAGAAGACACAUUUACAUAAAAAAUGAAAGUGAUGAGAUUGCCAUCGUCACCUUGCGGGGGGAACAAGCUGAGAAGUUUAAUGCAGAGAGCAUUCAGCAGAUUUCCCUGCAGGAAAAUGUGUUCAUACUGUUCGUCGGAAUGAAUGUUUGUCUCUUCAAAGGUAUGCUAGGGUUCAAAGGUACUUCAUUAACUCGCUGGCACAUCAACAUACCUAUUCCUGAAAUAGAAAUCCUUCGUGAUAGUCUUGGAAAUAAACGAUUCAUAAUAGACUGGGAAGACUUUGUGGCUGGAAAAAAAGAAGCAGUUCAAACAACCCUUUACGAUUUAUGCAAGAAAGACACCGCUGCUAUCGUGGGUAACAAGUAUAAGCUAAAUGUAACGGUCACCAACUGGUGGUUCCAUUCUUGCAAAUCAUGCUGGAGGAAAAUGAUUCAGUGCGGAGCUUCUCGCAAAUGCCCUGCCUGUCGCACCCCAGACGAGCGUUACAGGUACAGGCUGAAGGUCAGCGCAAUCGAUGUGGAGGCAAACGCUGAAGACUUGCCCGUUACUGGCCGCCUGAUAUUCUUUGCCAACUGCGCCGACGUCAUAAUGGGCAAGGAAGCAGAUCUUCUUGCACCGCUUACUAAAGGUCGUCCUAAUUACAUCCCUCCUGCUAUUACUGCCACGGUUGGCAAGAAGUGCACAAUCACCGCGGAAGUAGACCAGGAAACAUAUGAUGCUUAUCCUGGAGUAGUGGUCCUUACCGUCUCAAAGGCCCAGUUAAUCACUGACUCGGUGCACGUAGUGCAACCUUCUAUCCAUGCUAGCCCUGCAAUAGCUGAUAAGGCAACUACACAAACUGACGACCACCGAGAAGACAGCUCUUCACAAGCAGCACCUCCAAAAGACAUUCUUGAAUCAAUCGAUGCUGAAGAAGAUGAGGUAAGUAGUGGACUAUUCUUUAUAAUCAAUUAAUCCAACACCAUCUAAUGUGUUUCUCUACCAUGGCAUAGGUAAGGGAAACAAAGACAAGAAAAGGAAGAGCACCGACGAUAAAACGGGACCUGCAAAGACAUUGUUCAAAGGAAAAAAGUAAACUUCACCUUUUCAGUCUACCGUCACAUGACAGGGCGAGGACAAGCACACCAUCAGAGCAACCAAGGAAAUAAACGGAGCACUCAAUUCCUGUGUUUGCCUCUUAAGUUUAUGUUAUC
Messenger RNA from Lolium perenne, 1519 nucleotides. The record is from RefSeq and is a predicted model, not a curated record. NCBI's taxonomy places the organism in Eukaryota, Viridiplantae, Streptophyta, Magnoliopsida, Poales, Poaceae.